AAGAUCAUGCAGGGCGAUGGCAACCUGCUCGGGUGUUGUUUGACAACGGCUCACAUGCAUCCUUCGUGACAGAGGCCUGUAUUCAACGCCUCCGUCUACAAAGGAAACCUUCGGCAGCUCAUGUCACAGGUAUUGGUUCAACAGAUGGCGGUAAAGUUAAGGGUGAGACUAUUCUUUCACUUGCGCCCCGAUCUCUUGACCAGCAUUUCACAAUCAACUCGCUUAUUUUAUCGAAGAUUACAAACGAUCUUCCCAGCGUUUGUGUACAGAUGUCGUCUUGGCCGCACUUACGAAAUCCCGCUCUUGCUGAUCAGCAUUAUGCCAAACCUGGUCCUAUUGAUGUGUUAAUAGGGAUGGAUGAGAUGGAUAAAUUCCUGUUAACCGGUCUCUGCAAAGGGCCACCUGACACACCCAUGGCGCAAAACACAGUUUUCGGUUGGGUACUUUUCGGAAAGGCCAUGCGUUCAUCCAGCCCAAGUGCGGGAGUUUUAUCCCUGCACUGUGAUGUGCAACUCAUCCGAAUGGUGAGUAAGUUUUGGGAGCUCGAAGAGUUUCCCCCCAAGCGAUACUUAACUGUCGAAGAGGAGGCUUGUGAAGGGCAUUUUCGCAAGCAUUGUCGCCGCGCUGAAGACGGGCGUUACAUCGUACGCCUACCGUUAAAGGAAUCCGUGCCUUUAGGUGAGUCGAGAAACAUAUCCGUAAGAAGUCUGCUAAGAAUGGAAAAACGUUUCGCUGUUGAUGAGGAGCUACGCCGUCAAUACGCAGAAUUUAUGCAGGAGCUUUUAAAUAUGGGCCACAUGGAGCUCGUAGGCAACGCUCAACCGCAUAAAAGUUACUACAUGCCACACCACGCUGUAGUAAAGAACACCAGCUCCACCACUAAACUGAGAGUGGUGUUCAACGCCUCAUGUAAAACCACAUCCGGUUUCUCGCUCAACGAUGCACUAAUGAUAGGCCCGCAAUUACAAGAGGAUCUGUUUUCUAUAAUGGUGCGGUUCCGGACUCAUCGUUACGCAAUAAUGGCCGAUGUCGAAAAAAUGUAUCGACAGGUAUACGUGGCAGAACAAGAUGUGGACUACCAACGCAUAGUUUGGCGUGACGACCCAACCGAACCUAUCCGGGACUAUCGCAUGCUUCGUGUAACCUACGGCGUCGCCGCAGCUUCCCACUUGGCCGUACGAUCUCUGCACCAAUCCGCUUUGGAUGCCAUCGAAACGCACAAAGAAGCAACUGUUGUCAUCAUGCGCGACUUCUACAUGGAUGAUCUUCUCACAGGCUCAUUUUCUGUCGACAACCUUAUGAAGCUACGAAAUGACGUUACCAUAGUUCUGUCUAACGCUGGCUUCGAAUUACGGAAGUGGGCUACAAAUUGCGACGAGCUUAGGGAGAAAAUACCGCAUGCGUCAAAGCAAAUUUCACAUCUGUUAGCUGACGGCGAUGAAGUACGCACCCUAGGAAUCAUUUGGAACACAAGCGACGAUUGUUUAUCGAUUGCAGUGAAUUUGACCCCACUGCCUGCAAUUCUCACGAAAAGAGUUUUUCUCUCAGAUUCGAGUAAAGUUUUCGACCCACUCGGGCUAAUCGCGCCGUGCACUAUACUCUCGAAAAUUUGGCUCCAGCGAAUCUGGCGAGCGGACGUUGAUUGGGAUGAACCGGUGCCCGCCGAUGUCGCUGAAGAGUGGCUCUCUCACCGUCAGCAACUACCUAAACUCACGGCUCUUAAGCUAAAUCGUUGGAUUGGUACCAGUGAAAUCGUCGAGCAUGCUGAAUACCACGUUUUCACGGAUGCAUCUCAACGUGCCUACGCUGCGGUACUCUACUGCCGCACGCAACUACCCGAUGGAACUUUUAAGGUCGUUCCAGUCGCCGCGCGCGCGAAGCGCAUUUAGGCGCCAAGCUUGUCAAGCAGGUUCAGUUGAGUUUCGGUUGCAAUAUGAAAAAUUUAUACGCGUG
Messenger RNA from Rhagoletis zephyria (snowberry fruit fly), 1953 nucleotides. RefSeq lists its product as uncharacterized. The record is from RefSeq and is a predicted model, not a curated record. Lineage: Eukaryota; Metazoa; Arthropoda; Insecta; Diptera; Tephritidae.